Messenger RNA from Amphimedon queenslandica, 1369 nucleotides. RefSeq names its product probable GPI-anchored adhesin-like protein PGA55. The record is from RefSeq and is a predicted model, not a curated record. Bases 103 to 1293 code for a protein of 396 amino acids. The transcript has 6 exons. NCBI's taxonomy places the organism in Eukaryota, Metazoa, Porifera, Demospongiae, Haplosclerida, Niphatidae.
AUUAUUGGAUGAUGUUGCGUGUGAUGGAACUGAACAGUUUCUUGCAAACUGCUCACACACUUCAAAUCACAACUGUGGACACUCAGAAGAUAUUCUUCUACCAUGGCCUCUAGCUCAGAAAUAAUUGCUUCUUCUACUGAAGUACUAACAAGUUCUGAGGUUGUUUCUUCAACACAACCUUCGUCAAGCACCAUUGCUCUUAACUCAGGAAGUGCUUCUUCUAGUGAAAUAUUAACAAACUCCGAAGCUGUGUCUUCUACUCCACAACCUUCAAGCACCAUUGUCUCUAGUUCAUUUGUCUCUUCUACUAAAGUAAUGACAACUUCUAGUUCACUUAUAAACACUGCAGUGUCAUUUUCCUCACCAGUAACAACCCCUACUGCAUCUCGAUUAGUCUCACGUAGCAAGACCCAGUUCCACGAGACUACUUCUCAAUCUGAAAAAUUUUCCACUAGUAAUAAAAGCCCUGAAACUUCUCAUGCACCUACCAGCUCAGUAAAAGUGUCACAGUCACCUACAAAAGUGCCAAUGUUGUAUCUAGACUAUAGUAUUAGAAUUUCUUUAAGUGGAUUCAGUAUAGCUACCUUUACAGAAAGCAUUCUGCUUAAUUUUAAAAUAGCAACGGUAGAAUCAGUCAAUAGCUAUUGUAGUUCAAGGACUAGAGAAUGUUCAGUGAUAAAUUUAUCAAGAGAGAGACAGAGUUUAUGGAUACCAAUAUCAGCUGAUAAUGUUAAGAUUUAUAACAUCACAGAGAACUCAAAUAAUGGAAUAGAUAUCAUAUUCUAUGUGACAAUAUCUGAUAACUCUGUACUGUCUGCUGAUGAUUUAUAUAAUGCUGUUCAGGGAGGCAUUAAUGAUGGCACAUAUAGAAAUGCAGGAUUUAGUGGAGCUACUACUACUCUCUUGGAAAACCCAACUGAUCCAACAUCUUCAACAACACAAUCAUUAAAUCCUGGAUUGCUUGCUGCCAUUGUUGUAUCAGUGUUAUUCAUCCUUAUACUCUUUCCAAUUAUUAUCUUAGCAAUUAUUUAUAUGAGGAAAAAAUGUAAAAGAAACGAUGGAUACAGUGAAGUUCCCCUAAGAGAGAACUGUAUGAACAAUGAUAUUUUCUCUGAAUCCUCAGAGAAUAACACAAUUGGAGAAGAUGUAACGCUAAGAGGCUUGUAUGUUCAGACUGAUGAGAAUGAGAGAGUACAAAGCUUUAACCCAGCAUUUGACAAAGAUGCUGAUGAAAGGAAGUAUAUGUAUGAUUUUGUUGAAAAUGAGGAAAAAGAAACUACCUCUUUUUAUUAAUAAAAUAAUGUUCUUGUUUUUGUUAAUCAUUGAAUUAUGUUUGUUUCAUAACUGGUCAAAAUCAGUUAAAACUUAA